AUGUCAAUGGCAACAGAAAAGCGAACACUCGAUCCCGAACAAGUUCAUCAAUUAUGGCUGACUAUAAUUUCCUUGCUCAAACAAGCUCCUAGCUCAUCGAGUGAUGAUGCCGCCACUACCUCCUCCUCCACCGCUACCGCCACUUCCACCCCCAACUCAACGCAGCAAACAUCAGUUUCAAUAAGUGCACUGUCGUCUCAGUUGAAAAGCUUGGAAAAGACUGAAAAUGCUGGCAGCAGCAGCAGCAAGAAGAGCUCAGAUGCUGCUGCUGACUUGACCAUCCAGCAGGCCAUCAAGGAAGGCCUCCUCGUAGUAGCCGCCUCUCCCCUUACAAACGGCGAAGGCCUUACCAAUGGAGUCGGCGGAGAUGCAGCGACGGAGCAGUCAUUUGUCUCCUUACCACUAGCCGAUGGAAGCCAGCAGCCGGUGCCGUCCAGGACGCCCACCAAUGGCUUUGCCCCCCACGACUGGUACUGCUUUGGGUGUCACGUGGUCACUGGGAAGCAGCUGAUCGAGUGCAACUACUGCUGGCGGGUGUACCACUCCGCCUGUGUUCAGCCGGACCACGACUUUGCGGUGAAGCUGGAGCGUGAUAGUCAGGCGGCAGCUGGAGCGGCUGAUUCGCCCAGUCUGGUCAUUCGAGCGCGCAACUUUACCUGUCCCGUCUGUACGCUGACGGCAAAGUUUGCCAAGUUCACCAUUGGAUCUCGCCUGCUUAGUCAAUCGGAGUUCAACCAAAUUCUCUACUACACCUUCCUGGCGUUCAGAUCGAGGGCCUCGCAAAUAUCUCGCAACCUGCUAAAGUUGAAGGAGUUUGCCAAGCUCUCCUCCUCCUCCUCGAUGUCCUCUAACGCUGAUGAGCAAGCAUCCUCCUCAUCCAGCAGCAGCAGCAAUUCGGCGACUUGCGAGCUUAACACCCAACUUGCCUUGCAAUACCUCUCGUACAAACCAGUCGACCUGGCGGAUAUCGAGGAGAAGCUGAACCGGGCUGAGUACCAGUCGAUGGGCGAGUUUCUGGGCGACUGCCUCUCCUUCAAGCACAUGAUUGAGGUGGCGGUGGUCGCCGGGACGGAGGCGGAACACUCGCGACGGCGCAUCAGCGACACGCUCAGUCGAAUGCUCGACUCCUGUCGGUAUGAUCUCAAGGAGAUGCUCGGCUGCAUUGACUGCUACCGCAACUCGAAUCGCAACCAGGACGACAAGUUCUGGUUCUGCCGGCCCUGCGAUCCGCCGCACAUGCUUGUCUUUGCCCGCCAGCGGGGCUACCCCUACUGGCCGGCGAAGGUGAUCUACCCGCGCAGGGCGGAGGAGAUAGGCGCCAAUACCGAGUACGACGUGCGCUUCUUCGGGGGGCAGCACGAGCGGUGCUACAUCACCACUGCCUCCGACAUCAAGGACAUCAACUCCAGUCUGGCAGAGCUGGCCAUUCAAAAGGCGAACCCCUCGCUGGAGAAGGCGCUUGCGGAGCUUCGCGUUCACCGCGAGCUGCUGGAGAAGUACGAACAGGGACUGGACACUGACAUCAACCCGGAGGAUCACGUGGACGGCCACAAGGUGGUGGCGAACAAGAGGGCGAACAAUCGACGCCCCAGUGCUACUGGUGCUGCUGCUGCUGUCAAGAGGAAGCCGGACUCCAGCUCGAGCUCAACUGCCGAAAAGACUGAUGAACAAAGUACAAAAAUUAGCAAAAACAAGAGCUCUAAGGCUCCUCGAAGUCGAAGCAAUACGGUGGAGAGUGAGGCCGCCACCAUUUCGGAGAAGGCUGAGAGCCCAGAAGAUGGAGACAAGGAGCAGGCGAGCGAACCACAACUAGCAGCGGUCUCAGAGGAAAACAGUCAGGAUGUAUUUGAAGAUGCACUGAAGGACACUACUAAUGCUGUGGAGGAAGAAAGUGCUAAGGAUAAAGCAGCAGCCAGUUCGGAUACUGAAGAAGAAACGCCUCCAGAAGAGAAGGAGGAGGAGGAGGCGGCUCCAGUAGCCAAAAAGCCUCGCAAAGCAACAACGAAGAAGAAGAGGAAGAGAGCUGUUAAGGAGGAAGAGGAAGCGGUGGACUCUAAUAAUACUCAGUCGGAAGGUAAAAACAGCAAAGAAGACGACGAUGAGCUGGAUACUGAUGGAAAGCGCCGCAGAGGUCGACCUCGCAAAUACUAUCCCAGUCCUGAUGAGCGCUCCAACAGUUCUAGCGGCACUUCGAAGAAAGGUCGACUGCCAGAGAAGAAGGCCAAUGAGAAGGCGCAGAGGCGAAAGCAAAACAUUGAGCGACAGCGUCAGCUGAUUGCGGAGCGGCGUAAAAAGUCGCAGAAGGGCUCCAUCACACCAAAGCAUAUUCCCCCAGUGACGGCAACUAAAUCUUCGCCUGCAUUCUCUGGAGCGCCCAUCUUCAACACUAGUAUUAUCUCUCCAAUGGGAGGUCGAUCACAGCAAACGCCAAAUCUUCAGAAAAUCCCAUUUUCACCUCAGUUGAACAAAAAGCCCUUUUUAGGUCAGCAGGUGGCCUCGCCGAGUGGCUUCAAUUCGCCUUUAUUUUCAUUUGCCAGCCAAAAUGGAUACAUGAAUUCCACCUUUCCUCUAAAGCAUGAAAUUACCAACUUUCAGGCACAAAUGUACAAUAAUCUACCUCAUCAGUCUGUCCAAAUGCCACCACCACCACCGCCUCUGAAGUUCGAGCCACAAACGAGUAGCUUCUCAAAGUCAAUAGAAGUAGUUACCAACGGCGGCAGCACAACUGAAGUCACCAAAACGAAACUGUUAAAUGGCACAGUCAAUGGCUGUAGGGAGAACAUGGACGAGGAAUCGACGUCCAAAACAGCUAACAAUUUUCCCGAUGAUGACGAUGAUGACGAAGAGCCAUAUCUGUACGACGAUGAUCAGCUGGAAGAUCAAAUCAACGAGUAUGUUACCUAUCAGGAGGAAAAGGAGCAAUUUGAGAAGGUGCAAAAAGAGCAGCUCCAUUGGGCUCACCAGCAACAGUUUAUUCAGCAGCAGCAGCAAAUGUUUCGCCAGAUGCAGUGGCAACAGCAUCAGCAGCAACUGCAGGCUCAGGGUGCUCUUCAGAAUGGUACGGCAAAUGGCCUGAUAGGCUCAAAGAUGCCCCCACCGCCGCAGCCUCCACCUUCUCCUGGCAAGAGCAAGUUUCCCUUGGGCCCCGCUCCAAAGACCUACGUGGAGUUUUCCUCUUCGAGCAUCUACGUGCCGACAAAAGCAAACCAGAAUCUGGUGAACCACUACCUGCAUCAGUACAGCACCAAUAGCGCCUCUAUUCCGCCCUCUCGAAGUGACUACCUAGCCAAGCUAAUGCUGCGAAAGGACGAGUUUGAGCAAAUGGAUCAAGCCCAGGCUGAACUGGAGCAGAAUCAGCCGACACGCAAGCGAGGCCGCCCGCCCAAGACAGCCACUGAAGAUGAUGUCUUUGAGCGAAGUGGCAAGGCCAAGUCAGUUGUCGAAAAGUCCUACCUUCAGGAGUCCUCGUGCGACCGAGCUUGCCUAAUGAAAAAUGUCAAAUCGUUCAAACGGUUCCGCGACUUUGUCGAGUCACAGAAAAAGGAAGAUAUUAUUAAGAUGAAGAAAGAUUUAGAACAGCUGAAGCAAGAGGUGUAUCGCUUAAAGAAUGCUAAAGCAGAACUAGAGGACGAUUUGAAGCGUGAACGGGAAAACAACAAGCGCCUUGAUCCACAGCUUCUGAGCGAUCUUGAGGAGCGUCAUAAGGCGGAAGUUUCCAAAAUUAAACGCAAACAAUGGUGCAUCGUUUGUGAGUCUGAAGCAUCUUUCUUCUGUUGUCCCAGUACCAGCUACUGCUCCCCAGAAUGCCAGCACAAACACUGGUUUUCCGGGCACAGUUCAAAGUGCAACCGCUCUCGUGUUAACAACAGUAGCAAUAGUAGUAAUCCAUCUCCAUUUCAUAAGAAUAACGCAAUUAAACACUAG
Molecule: messenger RNA, 3924 nt
Organism: Rhagoletis zephyria (snowberry fruit fly)
Lineage: Eukaryota; Metazoa; Arthropoda; Insecta; Diptera; Tephritidae
Source: RefSeq, a predicted model, not a curated record